Molecule: messenger RNA, 1665 nt
Organism: Ceraceosorus guamensis
Lineage: Eukaryota; Fungi; Basidiomycota; Exobasidiomycetes; Ceraceosorales; Ceraceosoraceae
Product: phosphoglucomutase
Exons: 7
Coding region: 1-1665 (554 amino acids)
Biological process (GO): carbohydrate metabolic process
Cellular component (GO): cytosol
Molecular function (GO): magnesium ion binding; phosphoglucomutase activity
Source: RefSeq, a predicted model, not a curated record
AUGUCCGUGCAGACCAUCCCAACCAAACCCUUCGAAGGCCAAAAGCCAGGCACGAGCGGUCUUCGCAAGCGCACAAAGGUCUUUUCCCAGCCUCACUACGUAGAGAACUUUAUCCAAGCCACGCUGGACAGCUUUCCCAACGGUACGCCCAAAUCUUUGGUGGUGGGAGGCGAUGGUCGAUACUUUAGCGUGCCUGCCAUUCAGAGCAUCAUCCGCGUCGCUGCCGGCAACGGCGUGCAGAAACUCAUCAUUGGUCAGAACGGCAUCCUCAGCACCCCAGCAGUCUCUCACCUCAUCCGUCUGCACAGCACCGACGGUGGCAUCCUCUUGACCGCGAGCCACAAUCCAGGCGGUCCGGAAGCGGAUUUCGGCAUCAAGGCCAACUUGUCAUCUGGUCAGCCUGCGGGCGAGAAUGUCACCGACGCCAUCUACAAAAAGACGACGACGAUACAAGAGUACAAGGCGGUGCAGGGUGGCGAGGUGGACUUGUCCAAGGUUGGCGACACCAAGCACGGCAAUCUAUCCAUCUCUGUGGUGGACAGCGUGUCGGACUACAUUCAGUACCUCUCCACCAUCUUUGAUUUCGAUUUGAUCAAGCAAUUCUUGCAAUCCGGCUCCUUCACCGUCCGCUUCGAUGCGCUGCACGGCGUCACUGGUCCAUACGGUCGCGCCCUCUUCAUCGACGCUUUCGGUCUGCCAGAGAGCGCCAUCCAGAACUGCGUGCCAUCGCCAACUUUCAACGGCGGUCAUCCCGAUCCCAACCUGACCUACGCCAAGAGCCUGGUCGAUGCGGUGGAAAAGGAAAAUAUCUCCUUCGGCGCAGCGUCGGAUGGCGAUGGAGAUCGCAACAUGAUCAUCGGCAAGGGCGCAUUCGUCAAUCCUAGCGACAGCGUGGCCAUCAUCGCAGAGUGGGCAUCCAAGGGCGUCAUUCCCUACUUCAACAAGUCUGGCGGCGUCAAGGGGCUGGCCAGAUCCAUGCCCACAUCUGGCGCGCUCGACCGCGUCGCAAAGGAGCACAAUUUGCCCUUCUUUGAGGUGCCGACCGGCUGGAAAUUCUUUGGAAACCUCAUGGAUGCCGGCAAGUUGUCCAUCUGCGGAGAAGAGAGCUUCGGCACGGGAUCGGAUCACAUUCGAGAGAAGGACGGCUUGUGGGCCGUCGUCGCCUGGCUGUCAAUUCUCGCUGCGGCCAACAAGGAGAAGCCUGGCACAUCUGUGCAGGACGUGCUGCAAGCGCACUAUCAAAAGUAUGGCCGCAACUUUUUCUCGCGCUACGACUAUGAAGAGGUGGACAGUGCAGGAGCCAAGACGUUGAUGGACGACUUGGCGGCCAAGUUUGGCGAUGCGUCAUUCGCAGGAAGCAAGUUGGGCGAAUUUGAGGUCAAGAGUGGAGAGCUGUUUGAGUACAAGGAUCCGGUGGACGGCAGCGUCAGCAAGAAUCAAGGUCACAUGAUUACGUUUGUGGACGGUAGCAGAAUCAUCUUUAGAUUGAGCGGGACCGGUUCAGCGGGCGCUACCAUUCGGCUCUACGUUGAGAAAUACUCCAAGGACCCCAGCGAGUACGCUGCGGAUGCUCAAGUGGGCCUCAAGCCGCUCAUCGACCAAGCGCUGGCGCUGAGUCAGCUGCAAAAACACACUGGUCGCGACAAGCCCACCGUCAUUACUUGA